AUGUCCUCGGCCGCCUCCAACCCGCGCCGCCGUCCGGCCAGGUCCAACAAACCUGACAUGACUCCCUCGCUCAUCGAUUCCUUCCAGAACAUGUCCAUCCGCAAAGGUGACACCUUUCACCCCAAUUCGAACACCAACAAGAGCAGCUUCUGGGACCCGCUUGAGUCAACGUCCAAGUCACCAUCUAUGCCCGCGCGCUCCACCACCUCUCCCCAGUCGUUGGAGGAUCUACUGAUUGGUGCGGGGGAGCGUCGUGUGGCCCAGUUGCUCAACAAGGUGGACAAGGCCAUCGCCACCAAGUCUACCGUCGCAUUGGGAAACGUGCUGAGCGAGCCCGAAGUCCUGCCAGUGCCUACCUUCAUGGUCGAUCGCGCAACUGUGCGUGGUCAGUCCCAGAGGACUCGCACCCGUCAUCACAGCCAUUCCUCUGACAGUGGCAUUGGGACGUCUGUCGCCGAUUCCACCGAAUCAGCGUCCGACUCAACGGCCAAGGGUUCUGUCCGCACCGUCUGCUCUGCGCCCUCUGCAGUCAAUCAUCAGUCAUUCUCCGGCAUCUCUGAUGCUGUAGAAGAGGAACGUGGACUGAGCAAGUACGCCGCCGACCAGAUCCACAAGCACAUAAUCAAGCCUAUCCUGCAUGAAGACUCUCUCCGGGAGUUCCACGACCUCAUCAAGAGUGUCCCGUCUCGCAUUGGCGAUAAGGAGAUCAAGAAUCUUCGUGACCUCGAAAAGACACUAAUCUUCCUUGCACCGGACUAUUCGCGUUCUCCUCGAAAAUACCUUAAUUUCUGCGAACGAACGAUACGCGUCCUCCAUACCACGGUUACGACACUUCACGAGUCCGACCAGCGAGCGCCGACAGAUCGACCGUAUACGCAAGGCUACUUUUUGGAUUUGGUUGAGCAGGUUCGUCUUGGGUUACUGUCGCCUGAGAGCGCCGCAGUGGUGAUUAACAUUGCUAUACAGAUUCGCCGAUACGCCAUGAUCCUGGCUGCUACCAGGGAGAAGCAAGCCAAGGGCGAAAGUUCCGACGCUAUGGAUGUCACAAAGGACGAGCGUGUCUCACUCCAUGGGGGCGUGACUCACAACGGAAAGCCAGCUGAGCUUGUUCGUCAUCUGCCGGACGGAAAGGUUAUAUCAGUGGCCACGGGCCAACCCAUCUCAGAGGAGGAGCUUGCAUCUGCUGGCAUGAAUGGCAAGCGUCCUGCCACCGAUGUCGACGAUGAAGAGGUUCUGCGGUCGAUGGCACGCCGUAAGAAGAACGCAAAGCCAGAGAUCCAUACUUGCGAGAUCUGCACCAAGGAGUUCAAGCGUCCUUGUGACCUUACAAAGCACAUCAAGACCCAUGAGCGACCAUGGAAGUGCUCGGAACCUGACUGCAAGUACCAUGAGUACGGCUGGCCCACCGAGAAGGAGCGCGACCGUCACGUCAACGACAAGCACUCCUCUACGCCAUCGUUGUACCACUGCCUAUUCACACCAUGCCCAUACACCAGCAAGCGUGAGAGCAAUUGCAAGCAGCACAUGGAGAAGGCACAUGGUUGGAACUACGUCCGAUCGAAGAGCAACGGUAAAGGCCGGGCAUCAAAUGUUAUGCGCCUCCAUCAAGGCUCGAUGCCUCCUUCACCGUCAUCGACGAUGCUUACACCUUUGACUCCCAUCGCACCCUCUCCAUUAAACCAGACAUGGUCAGAAUCAUCGCGUCAGGGCUCGAUGGCGCCUCCCCCGAUCGCUGGACCAAGCAAUUAUGGCACGCCGGCUUACGGUACUCCAGCCUUAAGUCAGCCUUCACCGGACUUUGCUGGACACUUCAACAUGAACAUGAACUUCGACUUUAACGACAUGCAGAACUUCCCAACGUCGGCAUUCCCGAUCACGCCAGCCAUGAGUGAGGAGCGCCGUGCUUCUGGCUCACUGUCAUCACAUUCUGCCAUGUUCGAUGGCAGUUCGUUCGAUGACGCGUCGCCGUUCGAGUACGCGAUGGAGAACUACGAUUUCAGCAACUUCACCUUCCCGCCAUCAUUUACACCGAAUACGAACGCAGGCGGCGUAAGCACUGGCGCUGCUAUGCCUCAAGUCUCGCCGGGAGCACAUAUGGACCAGACGUUCACCAACGACGCCGUGAACCUUGACGAGGACUACGGUUACGGCGGUGCUGUCAGCGGACCAUCUAGCGACUUCACGCUAUUCGGUCCUACCGCCCCAGCAGCCACCAGUGGCGACAUGUUCCCGUCACUACCUACAGAGUCUAGCUGGGGUAACAUCAAUAUCGAGGCCAUGGGCAACAACUUCGGUUCCCAUUUCGAUGUCAACGGUGCUCCAGCGCUGACGAAUGGCGAUAGCACACUCGAGGAGCUUUUCCCAGAGCUGAAGAAAGCACCUUGA
Messenger RNA from Fulvia fulva, 2385 nucleotides. Its product is annotated as Zinc finger transcription factor ace1. Bases 1 to 2385 code for a protein of 794 amino acids. Gene Ontology annotation, biological process: regulation of transcription by RNA polymerase II. Lineage: Eukaryota; Fungi; Ascomycota; Dothideomycetes; Mycosphaerellales; Mycosphaerellaceae. Gene Ontology annotation, cellular component: nucleus. The record is from RefSeq and is a predicted model, not a curated record. The transcript has 4 exons.